Molecule: messenger RNA, 261 nt
Organism: Staurois parvus
Lineage: Eukaryota; Metazoa; Chordata; Amphibia; Anura; Ranidae
Source: the annotation of a GenBank genome assembly
AACCAUUACAUGUUCUAUGCAGGGGCGGACUGACCAUUUGGAAACUCGGGCACUGCCCGAGGGCCCGGGGUCAGUAGGGGGCCACAUGAGAUGCCCCUGGUACCUUUUUCAUAGGCUUUUUUGAGUUUGGGCAAUGACACAGGGGCCCCAUGAUCCUCUAUUGCCCGGGGGCCCCAUGAGUUGGUAGGCGGCCCCAUCAGAUGCCCCUGGUACCUUUUUCAUAGGCUUUUUUGAGUUUGGGCAAGGACACAGGGGCCCCAU